AUGUCGGUCGCCGGGAGGAUGGUAGUCGUCCUGGGAGCGGUGCUCAUGGCAGCGACGAGGCUAACAAGCUCCCAGCAUCACGAGAAUGCCGGAUGCCAUGGACGAACAUGGCUGCUGAUGCACAAAGAGCGCCUUCAUGAGAGCGGAAAUCUCUGCCGUGAUGCUCGGAUGAGCUUUCUGUUCAGCCAGUGCGAUCAUGCUACUGCACCGCCAGCCUUCAUGCACUCGCCGAUCCAUGAGGUGCUGCGUCCUCGUGUCAAGAACACCUGCUGUCCAAGAUGGCGGGUGAGAUGCAACGGGAAGCCUCCUGCUGUUGUGGCUGUCAGGAUGCUGACGAGAAAGGACUCGGAGUUUGAAGGAACGGAAACUUGGACGCUUGUUCAGAUCAAGAAAAUGAUCCAAGGGAGUGGGGGGGUCAUGACGAUUAGCGCGCUAGAGGAGGACUGGAUGAAUGCCUUCCCUUCCCAUGACUUGAGCAAGUAUGCGAGCGAAAGGAACAAGUCUCUGACUGAGUGGAUAUCGGGGAACAAAGACAUCGGGGUCGAUUAUCAGAAUGGUGAGGACGCUGAUGGCUCUGACGAGGCGGAUCAUGAGCACACCAGCAUCUACCUACGAAGAUUCAAUCUUCCCAGCAACAUGAGCGAGUACAAGAACCUUCACGCUCUUGUCUCGGACCUCAUCGGUCUCUUGGAGUCCAGCAAUGUAGAGCCGAACAUUGUUGGCUGCGUCUCCGCAAUGUCGCACUUGAAACGGCUGCAACAUCAGAUGGGCAAGAAGAGGUCAAUGCAGACAAGAUACGUCGACUUGUAUUCUCACUUGCUAGAGAUUGUUGAACCGAGUCUUUUCAAGUUGAAAUUCAAGCAUAUUGCGAUGCUGAUGAACUCGCUGGUUUACCAAGACUGGCUGGACCAAGAGAGGCUUCCCAGAAUGAUCGAGGUCAUCGAAUUGUGUAUGAAAAGACUCCAAAAGAUCCUUUCGCAUGUCAUCCCAGGCACUCAGUAUGAAGUGGUUGACGAGGAGAUGAAAGAUUGGCAGUGGUCAAACUUGCUGAGCGAGGAUGGAUACAACCAGAGGACUGUUGCGAUCCUCAUCAACGCCAUGGCAAAACUUAAGUUGAAGGACGAGCUCGUCCUUUCCAAGGUUGCGAGAAUCAUCUUGGGGAAGUGCAUGCCACCAGGAAUGAGUCAGCAGUCAGCAGUCAGGAGUCAGGACGGGGACAAGGACUGGGACAAAGUAGAUGUAGUUGUUGGAUCUAGAGAGAAAAUAGCAAGAUUUCAGACGUUGAUGAUACGUGGUCAGAUCACUGGGAGAAGUUUGAACAUCGCCCUCUUUCUCAAUGGUUAUGCAAGGCUCAACUACUUCCCUCCGGACUUGUUCAGCGGGAUGACAACAGCGAUCCUUGAGAUGGGAGAAGAGGGCUUCCAGGGGUCUUCCGGUGCCAAGGACGUAAGCAACAUCCUCAACGCCUUCGCGCGCCAUGGCAGUUGCGACAAUCAGCUGCUCCAGUUGUUCUCCGUCGUCCUCCGCAGACUGGAAGCUCAGGGCGUUGAGUUCUCCUCGCAGUCCAUUGGCAACAUAGCCAACGCAUUCGUCCGCCUCGGCUAUUCGGACGACAGCCUUAGCCCCACUAUAGGAAAAGUCCUGCUUGCCAUACCCCCCGACGACCUCGAUACGCAGGCCAUUAGCAUCCUGACCAACUUCUUUGCCAACCAGCAGACUCUCCAGCCCGAGGUGCUGAGGUGCCUGGAGUUUGCGGUGCUACAAACUCAGCUGGACGAGUGGACGGGUCAGUCGGUGGGGAUCACCCUGAAUGCUCUGCAGCGGAUCUCCUCUCCCAACAUCAUUGUGCUGUCCCACCUGCUCGACGCGUGUCUGCAGCUCGACGACUCGGAGUACGACAGUCAGGCGAUCAGCAACGUAGUCCAUGCGUUCGCAAAGGUUCACUUCGCCAAGGUCAUCGACUGCUCGAUCCUCUUCGAGAGGAUGGGGCAGGAUGAGUCUCGGAGUGCUCGAGUGGUCCUGAACCGCCUCCUCCAAGUGGUCGAGAGCAUGCCCAAGGGCGGGUUCAACCUCCAGGGGAUCGCCAUGAUUCUCCGCUCCGUUCACGCUGGGGAUGUGGAGAGGAAGGAAGAGCGGUACAGUUACUACUUCCAGCUGGUCAAGGGCAUGUCUCCCGCAAAGAUGAGCUCACAGGGCCCCAGGUCGAUCUCCGAGAUGUUCGAGGUGCUGGAGAAGCUGAACUGGCAAGACCAGAGUCUCCUCCUCCUCCUCUCCCAGCGAGCCAUCGAGACCGAGGAGUAUGCCUGGAUGCCGACAUGGGUAGUCGCAGUCUUGUCAGCAGCCCGUCACUUCGGCCUCAUCCGCACACAACCUCUCCUCUUCGCUCAUCUCGCCCGGGCUGUUCAGCACAUCAAGCCGACUCGUCCCUUUCAUCAGGACCCUCCCACCAUCCACGAGUUCAGCAUCAGGGACUUGGCGGCGCUUGCAGAUGUUUACAGCGACCCUAUGAUCUUCGACGAGUCCAUCUUCUGGCACGUUGCUGCAAUCGCCCAGCAGUUUCCCGAGAGAUACUGGGAUGCUUCAUCCUUAACUACAUGCCUCAAAAGUUUCUACAAAACCGGUCAAAACGACAUGUUCAUGUACAAGUACUUCGCGCGAGCCGCUCUCUCUCUCUCCAAGCCCAGUAACUCUCUCUUCCUCCUCCUUCGUCUUGCCGUGACCGCUUGCUGUCCUCCAGACCUGCCGGGCAGCGACGCGGCUGCCAUGCUCGACAUCUUCUCGAACCUCAAGAUCCAGGAUGCCACCCUCUACGCUCACCUCCUGGACGCGGUCGGCAGAGAGGGAGAGGCCUUCGUCUUCACGGCUCCGAUGAGCAGCGAGAGCAGACAGUGGCUGUCGUCAGGCUUCAACGACACGCUGGCACGCGAGCUCGCAAGGAUCAAACUUCCCGAGGAUCAGCUGUGGACGCCGGACAUGAACGCUGAGGUCUCGAUCGACUUCGACGCUUUGGAGGAGAGAGGAGACACUCUGAAGGAGUGA
Guillardia theta CCMP2712 is the source of this 3039-nucleotide messenger RNA. RefSeq lists its product as hypothetical. The transcript has 16 exons. Gene Ontology annotation, molecular function: RNA binding. Gene Ontology annotation, biological process: mitochondrial RNA processing; regulation of mitochondrial mRNA stability. Gene Ontology annotation, cellular component: mitochondrial matrix; ribonucleoprotein granule. The record is from RefSeq and is a predicted model, not a curated record. The coding region runs from base 1 to 3039 and encodes 1012 amino acids. Lineage: Eukaryota; Cryptophyceae; Pyrenomonadales; Geminigeraceae.